GUCAUCUCUCCUAUUAUACCAAAUUUCCUUCCCUCGCACACUCCUCCUCCUCGCACCCCCUACCAUCCAAAGUCAAUCCGAAUUAAAGCUCGGAUUAAUAAAGCUCCCUCACAACUGGUUUUCCACAAUUGAGCGAAAUAAUCACUGAAUUCGGGCUGCUUGAAGUUUUGUUGAACCUAACUGAACCUUUCACAAGCAUCAUCCAGCUCCCUCUUCGAUCAACAUGUCUGUCAACGCUAAAGUAAAGUCUGCCCUCUCGGGGGAUACACUUAUACUCAAGUCCAUAAAAUCUGCUGGUCUGGAGAAAACCCUAGCUCUAGCUUAUGUUUCCGCUCCAAGAAUGAAGCAUGAAGGGGACGAGCCCUUUGCUUUUCAAUCUCGUGAUUUCCUACGCAAGGCCACAGUUGGAAAGGAAGUCAAGUUUGAGGUUCUAUACUCCGUUCCCAAUACCAACAGGGAAUAUGGACUGGUCCUAUUGCCCAAUGGGGAGAGUCUGCUUGAGAAGGCUGUCUCUGCUGGAUGGGUUAAGGUCCGUGAGGAUGCGGGAAAACGUGAAAACCAACCUGAUAGUGGAGCUGUGAUUGAGAAGCUGAAGGCGUUGGAAAACACCGCAAGGACUGAAGGAAACGGUAUCUGGGAUACCUCUGACGAUGGAAGGAUAGAGUCCAAGUACGAAUCUCCUCCUGCGAGCGAAGCUGUGGCUUUUCUUGACGAGCACAAGGGACGGGUUGUUUCAGGGAUCAUUGAGAGAGUUAUUACUGGAGAUAGGGUUACUGUUAGGCUCUUGUUCCAACCUAAACUUCAUCAGCAACUCGUUGUUCUCAUCGCCGGUGUGAAGACACCUUUGACGAAGCGUGUAGACGCAUCUGGGAACGAGCAGCUAGCGGAAGAAUAUGGGGAGGAAGCCAAGAACUUUGUCGAGUCUCGUUUGCUACAACGUUCCGUUGAUGUCACCUUACUCGGUUUGAGUCCGCAGUCUCAAUUUAUAGGAAACGUCAUCCAUCCACAAGGUGGAAAUAUUGCUGAGGCUCUUCUUAAGCAAGGUCUUGGUAGAUGUCUGGACUUUCACAGCACCAUGAUUGGGUCUUCUAUGAGUAGGCUUAGAACUGCAGAGAAGCACGCUAGGGAAAAUAAGCUCCAUUUGUGGAAGAACCAUGUUGUCAAGGCCCCAACUAGUGGUGCCCGCGAUGCUACUGUUACCAGGGUUAUGAAUGCCGAUACACUUUUUGUUCGAAAUAAGGCCGGUGUCGAGAAGAAGAUUAAUCUUUCUAGUGUUCGACAACCGAAACCUACAGAUCCUAAGCAGGCACCUUUCCAGACUGAGGCUAAGGAAUUUCUGAGGAAGAAACUAAUUGGCAAACAUGUUACUGUCACCAUUGAUGGAAAACGCGCUGCUACCGAAGGAUACGAUGAGCGUGAAAUGGCAACUGUCAUCUUCAGCAAUAAGAAUGUUGCUCUCUCGCUUGUUGAAAAUGGAUGGGCAAGUGUUAUUAGACAUAGGAGGGAGGAUGACGAUCGUUCACCUAUUUAUGAUCAACUUCUUGCGGCCGAGGAAGCAGCGCAGAAAGACCAGAAGGGAAUGUAUGCCCCAAAGCCGCCUGCAUCUUCCAAGCUUGCCGAAGUUUCAGAAAACAUCACAAAAGCAAAGGCCUACCUUUCAUUUCUCCAACGCCAGAAGCGUGUUCCUGCAGUGGUAGACUUUGUUUCUUCGGGAUCCAGAUUUAAAGUCAUCCUUCCACGUGAGAAUGUCCGUCUUACCCUCGUUCUGGGCGGUAUUCGUGCCCCCAGAACUGCUCGCAAUCCAACCGAGGAGUCGGAGCCCUUUGGUCCGGAAGCUCUAGAAUAUGCCUCCAGGCGGUGUAUGCAGAGAGAUGUUGAGAUUGAUGUAACUGAUAUUGAUCGUGUUGGCGGUUUCAUUGGGACAAUGUACGUCAACCGUGAGAACAUUGCCAAGGGACUCGUGGAAGAGGGGCUUGCGGCCGUUCACUAUUAUUCUGCUGAGAGGUCCGGAAAUGCAAACGAGCUUUAUGCUACCGAAAAGAGGGCCAAGGAAGCAAGGAAGGGGCUUUGGCAUGAUUGGUCCCCUGAGAAUGAUGAAGAGAACAGCCAUGAUUCCCCGGGGAACAUUAACACAACUGAGGAAGUCAUCGAACCAAGGACCGAUUAUAGAGAUAUCAUUGUCACCAAUAUUGACGAUCACGGAAGGUUGAAGGUUCAGGUUGUGGGAACUGGGACUUCAGCGCUCGAGGAAAUGAUGACUGCCUUUAAGAAUUUCCAUCUUUUGCCCCAGAACAACAAGGGACUGGAGGGGCCGCCUCGGGUUGGUGAAUUGGUCGCAGCGAAGUUUACAGACGAUAACUCCUUCUAUCGCGCCCGCGUCCGUCAUGUCAAUCGUGAGGCUAAGGAGGUUGAAGUGAUGUACAUUGAUUACGGUAAUUCUGAGAAGCUGCCGUUUUCGAGACUUCGUCCUUUAUCCCAGCCUCAGUUUCAGCCUACCAAGUUGAUGCCUCAGGCCAUGGAUGCAUCGCUCUCAUUUAUCCAAUUUCCUACCGCCCUCCACUACGCUCAGGAGUCUGUCGACGCGCUUGGUCAGAUGACCAAUGGGAAGCAAUUAGUUGCUAACGUUGAUUAUAUCGGCUCUGAUGGAGCACUCUACCUCACCUUGUAUGAUCCUAAGGAGAGCGAUCGCUCAGAGAGCAGCAUUAACGCAGAGUUGGUAUCUGAGGGGUUAGCCAUGGUUGCCCUGAAACUGAGACCCUUUGAAAGGGCGUACCCAGCCAAGCUCAACACUCUCAAAGAGAGGGAAGCCUUGGCCAAGGAGGAGAGGAAAGGGAUGUGGGAGUAUGGAGAUAUUACCGAGGACUAAGCCAGCCUUCAAACAAUUUCGCUGGUUUCCCUUCCUACUUUCUGUUUACAUAUCGGGUUGAAAAAUUUUCGUUCCAGGGAUUUCAAGUCACGCAUGAUUUCCAGGUUGCUUGAGUGAGGGGUUGAAAGGCAAAAGGUGUAAUGGUCUUUUUUUUCCACUGUAUAUCAUAAUCAAUUGGAGUUGACUUGCGUG
Molecule: messenger RNA, 3058 nt
Organism: Tuber melanosporum (Perigord truffle)
Lineage: Eukaryota; Fungi; Ascomycota; Pezizomycetes; Pezizales; Tuberaceae
Exons: 8
Coding region: 224-2866 (880 amino acids)
Biological process (GO): regulatory ncRNA-mediated gene silencing; mRNA catabolic process
Cellular component (GO): nucleus; cytosol; RISC complex
Molecular function (GO): RNA binding; nuclease activity
Source: RefSeq, a predicted model, not a curated record